This is a messenger RNA of Lecanosticta acicola, 2536 nucleotides long. NCBI's taxonomy places the organism in Eukaryota, Fungi, Ascomycota, Dothideomycetes, Mycosphaerellales, Mycosphaerellaceae. The record is from the annotation of a GenBank genome assembly.
AUGCAGCGCGUCAAGAAUAUUGACUACGACGAGGACGACGUCUACUCUGACGAUGAUGACUACGGCGAAGACGGAGGAGGAGGUUAUACUCAAGAAGACAAGGACAACUUCGCAAGCUUGACACCAGUAGUGCGUGCAGAAUUGGACGAGGCAGGCGUUCCAGCAACGACGGCGCAAAUCGAGGAAGCACUAUGGCACUACUACUGGGAUGUUGGCAAGAGCGUAGCAUAUCUGAAGAACGCAAACACAACUCGGCAGCCUCAGCAGCAGCAGCAGACUCCGAAGAAGGACAAGCCAAAGUCAAAGUUCGAUCAGGCGGCCGCGCAGGUUGCGCAGAAUGCAGGUGAGUCUUGUGCUUCCAUUUCUGCUGUGAAUGGAAACCGUACAGUGUGUACGGAGGCUCUGCGGGGCAUACCUGGCAGAGGUGCGCUACGACCCUACAUCCAAGACUCGGUUAGCCACUGAUGACUUGUAUGUAGUGCAUUGCUCAAGCUCUUGGUUCGAUGGGGUUCCUUGGACCAGCGUCUCUACAAAGAUGCUCGGCGAAAUAGUACCGACCAUGUCCCAACCCAGGAUCGGACUUUUAGGAGGAUCAUCAAAGCUGGCCAAAUUGGCCGAGGAGCGCCGAAAGAAAGCUGCAGCAUGUCAAGCUUCGCCUACAGUAGCUCUUGCCGAAUCACUCAGCUCGUUGGAUCGAUUGAGCAAGAAAGACACCAAGGAGAACGAGCCGCCAAGGUUAGAGCCGAAGAAAUAUCCCAUUCGCAGGAAGCGGUCACCUACUCCACCACCGAAAGCCCAAACACCUCCUCCCGAGGAACCGAAAGAAGAGCUACCAGAUCUGCGUUCUUCACCCUCCGCGUUUGGCAAGACACUGUCAAACGGUCCGGAGCAGCACCAUGGCGCCAAACGGAUGUCUGUCGAAGAUGUGUUUGGCCCUGGGUACAGCUCAGAUCCAUUUAAAGAACCCUCGCCUGACGAUGCCGUGCUCAAAGCACAAGACAGAAGCAAGGGAAUGGACAAGUGACGAAGGCUGACCUAUUUUUGUACGAUAGAAAAGGUAAAGGCUAGCCAGUCGGUCAAUGGCCUUGCGAAGAAGACCGAGUCUCUCAAGGUGGACUCUGCAGCACCCGCAAAGCAGCAGAAGAUCAAUAGCAAAGGUCUCGACGUGCCGAAGCUUUGGGAAAACGAGAGGUCCCAUCGCAAGACGCCAGCGGCUUUUGUGGUGAUAGGGCAUGUCGAUCAUGGGAAAAGCACCCUUAUGGGACGGCUACUUCUAGACACCGGUGCUGUAUCGCAGCGAGACAUUGACAAGUACAAGAAACAAGCGACGGAGAUGGGAAAGUCUUCUUUCGCUCUGGCUUGGGUCAUGGACACAGGUGAGUAGCGUGCGCAAACAUCAGCGGGAUAGCGAUCAGUUGUCUGCAGUGUCAUCCAAAUGCUGAAGUGGAAGAUCUGACUUCGAACAGGAUCGGAGGAACGAGAACGGGGCGUCACCGUCGACAUUGCUCAGCAUCACUUCACAACAGAUAAAGUCGACUUCACCAUUCUGGACGCCCCUGGUCAUCGAGACUUCGUGCCCAACAUGAUUGGCGGCGCUUCGAUGGCAGACCUCGCCGUGCUCGUUGUGGAUGCCAACCAACUAGAAUCGGGCAUGAAGGGCCAGACCCGCGAGCACAUUCUCCUUGCGCAUGCUGUCGGACUCCGACGUGUUGUGGUCGCUGUGAACAAACUCGACUCCACCACACCUGCCUGGAGCGAAAGUACAUUUGAAUCUGUGAAAGGCGAGAUCCAAAAACUUCUCAGGAAUACGGGCUUUCGGGAUGCCGACGUAGCCAUAGUGCCCUGCAGCGGACUGAGCGGCGAGAAUGUCGUGAAGACCCCAUCAACCGGCUGGAUCAAGGACAAAUAUCCUACACUAUUGCGACAACUCGAGAUUUCAGCACCUGUCAACACAUCUGCAGAAGCUGUGCAGCAACCGCUGAGGAUGCAGAUUGCGGAUGUGUUUCGCGGCGGAAUUACCAACCCUCUCUCCAUCGCCGGCCGUAUCAGCAGCGGCAAUGUGCAAGUUGGCGAUGUCGUCGUCAUACAGCCGAGUGGAGAGUCGGCUAAUAUCAAGGGCAUCGAGACUAGUGGACAAGCAAGAGAGUACGCUUUCGCUGGAGAGAUACCGACUUUGCACUUGGUGAACAUAGACCAACAGCAUCUUCGGAGUGGAGACGUCACAUGCACACCUCAGAAGCCUAUUCCAGUCGUCAAGAGUGCCAUUCUCAAGGUCAAGGCUUCCAGUAGUCUACUGCCACAGAAGGUCGAUGUCCAUGUGGGGCGUCUGUACAAGCCAGGGAGCAUUGCGUUGGUUGCUACUCUGAAGGAUGACGAGGUGCUUAAGAGGAGGCCUCGGGUGGUGAAGGCGGAGCAGAUGGCACUUGUGAAGCUCACAUUGGAGGAUGCAAGUAUUCCUCUGGAAGCAGGAACAGGCAUUGUGCUGCGGGCCGAAGGCACCACCAUAGCGGCAGGAACAGUGCAAGAUAACAGUUAG